UCAUGCGUGCUGAGUCUGCUUCAUAGAUCACUCUGACCGCUGGGGGCUCACCGGGGACGAUGGAAUUUGAACUCUGGAGACCAACCACAAAGUGAAAAAACAGAAAUUGGACAGACAGAGCUGAGAUGGAUGAUGAGAGAACAAAUCAAAAUGCCAUCAAAUUGCAAGCAGUUGGAGGCCAGGCGUCUGCAAUGUCUCCAUCAAACCCGCUGAUGAGGGACUUUGUUUCAGACUGGUCUCCUCUACAUGAAGCCUCUAUCUGUGGGCGUCUGCUUACUGUGAAGAAACUCAUUGAACAGGGGAGUGAUGUUAACCUUGUUACAGCGGACCAGGUGUCUCCUCUCCAUGAAGCCUGCCUAGGGGGUCAUGCUGCUUGUGCCAGUGUCCUAUUAAAACACGGUGCUCAGGUGAAUGGAGUGACUGUUGACUGGCACACUCCUUUGUUCAGUGCUUGUGUCAGUGGCAGUGUGGCUUGCUUGAAUUUAUUGCUGAAGCAUGGAGCCAGCCUACACCCACCCUGUGAUUUGGCAUCCCCCAUCCAUGAAGCUGCUAAGAGAGGUCAUGUGCAAUGUGUUGAACUCCUUGUGUUCCAUGGGCUAAAUAUAGAUCACAACAUCAAGCAUCUGGGUACUCCACUUUAUGUAGCUUGUGAUAACCAGCAAGUGAACUGUGCCAAGAAGCUGCUCGAGUCAGGAGCAAAUGUGAACAUUGGCAAAGGCCUGGACUCCCCUCUGCACGUGGCUGCCAGGAAUUGCAAUGUGGAGCUGGUGAUGCUGCUGAUGGACUUUGGAGCAGACAGUUGGGUGAAGAACGCUGAUAACAAGAGGCCGAUGGAGCUGGUCCCACCUGGCAGUCCUGUGGGCCAACUAUUCCUGCAGAGAGAAGGGCCACUGUCCUUGAUGCAGUUGUGCCGCCUGUGCAUCAGGAGGUGCUUUGGAUACAAGCAACAUCAAAAAAUAACUGGACUUCUCCUCCCAGAUGAGCUGAAACAUUUCCUUCUCCACAUUUGAGCCUUUAAUAUUCAAAAUGGUGCCUUUAACAACACAGCAAGAAACAGGUCCUGCUGCCACAAACCAAAGAGAAGUUAUGACCACUCUAUGCUCUCUUGGGUGCUCCCCUGGAAAUAUCAGCUGCCUGAUACUUGUGGGAGCAAGGAUGAGGAGACUCCAACUCUUCUUCCCUCUUGAGCUUGCCCUGUUCCUUCUUGAGCUGUGAACCAUGGUGCAUCUGCAUCGCCUGAGAGCAACAGUGUACCCACUGCCUCCCAUGAUGGGUUGCCACCACAUAUUCCCUGUGUUGGAGGGGCAGGCCAUGCACUUUGGUGCUUCUGGAGAUCCUUUUCUUUUUCAUUUCACUGUGGAGCACUGUAAGAGUGGGCUGGGUGUGCAAAAAGUGUGAUGACAUUGUUAACACUGGCAGUGACAUAUGCAGAGUCCUCAUCUCAUAAGUGGAGAGACUGGCAGCCUUCAGACACACCAAAGCUUAUUUUGAUGUUUACCACUGUGCCAGUGUGUGUGGUGCCAGCCUUCCUUUCACAUAUGGGAAGUUAAAGAGGAGGGAUCAAAUGCUACCUUGCAUGCUGGUAUUUGAUGUAAGUUACAAUUCAAAUCCUCGUCUGGACAACAUGACUGCUGGCUGUAGGUAUCCAGUAUGAUAUUUGAUUCCUUUGUGCUGAUCAAACAUAGCACAGUUCUGUUGGUUUUGCGGGACACUAAAUCAUACCCUAAUGGGACAAAAUGACAAAACCAGUUAUGUCUGUAACUACCCUGGUGAUAGAGACACCUGGAAAUGUUCAUUUAUCUGACCCAAUUCAUCACACAUAUUUGAGCCAUGUAAAAAUUAACUGGCUGGUUUAAGAUGGCCUUCUAAAUUAUUUCCCUCCUGCUGGGGAAG
Messenger RNA from Pseudopipra pipra, 1893 nucleotides. RefSeq names its product ankyrin repeat and SOCS box containing 9 (gene ASB9). The record is from RefSeq and is a predicted model, not a curated record. Gene Ontology annotation, biological process: intracellular signal transduction; positive regulation of protein catabolic process; protein ubiquitination. Gene Ontology annotation, molecular function: protein binding. The coding region runs from base 126 to 1010 and encodes 294 amino acids. The transcript has 8 exons. NCBI's taxonomy places the organism in Eukaryota, Metazoa, Chordata, Aves, Passeriformes, Pipridae.